CUCCAUCGCCAGCUCCACCGGGCCCCUCAUCUCCCACCGCUCGUCUUCCUAAGCUCCUUCUCGCAGUGCAUCCCCCAUCCUUCGCUUGCUCGGUCGUCGUCUCUUUCUCCUCUUUUUUUUUCUUCCCAUUCUUUUUCCCUCAGGGUUCCAAAAGGGGAAUCACUAGGCAUCAUUCUCUUUCGUUUAUGCCUCAUCCCCUCCUGUCCUUAUUGCCUUCUUCGAUCGUUGGAUAAAGACUGCCAACCACGACAGGAAAACUGUCGGAUACCAGGACUGCUUUAGAUCACAAACCACUCGCCAGUCGCAGUUGCAGCAGCAGCAGCCGGCUUCCAGGACGACCAUGCCACCACCAAAAAUGAACGUGAAGCCUGCUUCGACCCACGCCUACAAGGCCCUGAAACUUCAGGAUCCCGGUACUACGGAUGUGUCCCAGCACCCUGCACAACCACACGGACCCGAUUCCAGCAACGGCAGCGGCAGCGACAGCGACACUUCCUCCUUGUGCGACCAUGAGGUCUUCCAUCUCCGGGGCACAAGCACCGACGGAAAUGUUUCCCUCAAAGCUUCUUUGACAAAGGGCUUACAAGAACCAACCCUGAAACCGAGUCAGGAUCUCCGGAUGCAUAUUCAAGGCGAUGGCGAUGACGACGAUGACGAUAACGGAAAUGACUCUGAUGACAACGAGCGUACACCCUUUGUCAAGAAAGAUGCGGAUUGGCAACGAUAUCGAACCCGGUGUCUGGCCGUGAUGGUGUUCCUGCUUACUGUGAAUGCUGUCUUGUUGAUCUGGAAACCUUGGCAGGGCAAGGACUCGUUGGCCCCCGUCUACAACAGCGCCGUGAAAGACCUUCCGGAGGAACAACCGAUCUGGCCCAUCCCCCGCUCAUUCACCUACGGGAACCAAACCGUCGUACUCAGUCCCGGAUUCCAGAUCAAGCUACACUUCAACACCGGAGAGCCCCUGAGCCCGGGAACGUAUCCGAUUCUGGAAAAGGCCGUUGCCCGAUGCAUGGACCGCCUGCAGUUCAAGCGCAAUACCACGAUUCCGGGAAGAAUGCCGACGGAAUUCGGAAUUAUCAACACCCCCGCCGCAGCAGCAGCAGCAGAUCAUGGGCCUGUGCUCUCGGAGUUGACCGUCAUUGUGGGCAAUCCGCAGGCGGCUCUGGAGUUCGGGAUGAAGGAGGCGUAUGCGAUCGAUGUUCAUGUGCAGGACGAUAGCCCAGCGGCUGUGGUACUGCAUCACUUGGUGAAGGGCUCGGUUCAGGAGCGAGCCCCUAUCGGACAAACGGACAAAGUGAACGCUACGUUGACGGCGAGCACACAGUGGGGUGUGCUCCAUGGUCUGGAGACGUUCUCGCAACUGGUUCAGGCCGUCAGAGCAGUGACGUCGAACGAACUCACGACAGCUCCGGACCAGAAGACAGACAACCAGCUCGAGAUUCCAAAUACGCCCUGGUUAAUCCAGGAUGAACCGCGAUACUCGCACCGGGGGAUUCUUUUGGACACCUCAAGGAAUUAUUACUUCGUGAAGGAUAUCCUGAGGACGUUGGAUGCCAUGUCGACAGUGAAGCUGAAUGUGUUCCAUUGGCAUGUGCUGGACCAGCAGACGUAUCCGCUCGUGUCAAAGACGUAUCCGGAACUGACGGCCAAGAGAGCCGAGCGGCCGGAUUAUUUGUAUACGCCGGAUGAUGUUGCCUUGAUUGUGCAAUAUGGCGAAGAGCGCGGCAUUCGUGUGGUUCCAGAGUUCGAUGCCCCGGGGCACACCGCCAGCUGGGGCCGUGCCUUCCCCAACAUCACGGUUUGCCUCGACAAGCAGCCCCACUACAAAUACGCAGCCGAACCUCCCCCAGGCCAACUCGAUCCUCUCGAACCCUUCACCUACACCGUCCUCAACAACCUGAUCCAGGAAUGGGCCGUCCAGUUCCCGGAUAGGCAGGUCCACGCUGGAGGGGAUGAGAUCAACAUGGCCUGCUGGAGGUCGGAUGACCGAUUGAGGGAUUAUAUCAAACAUCCAAAGAGCCGUGCAGGGUAUGAGAAGAGGCUGAUGCCGGUGGAGACGAGCUCCGGGAUGGAUGACACGAUAAGGCAGACGAACGCAAGAUCUAUCUUUGUACAGUCCGGGGAGGACCGGUUGUUGCAGGUUUACUUGGACAGGGCCUUUGGGAUGUAUACGAAGAAUGGGAAGAGGCCGAUCGUGUGGGAGGAGAUAGCGUUGGAACAUGACGUGAGGUUACCGGAUUCCGCCAUCGUCCAGGUCUGGAAGAGUGCCGGCAAUGCCAAGCGAGUGAUCAAACAGGGCCGACCCGUGAUCCUGUCCAGCGCCGACUUUUGGUACCUGGAUUGUGGGUUCGGCCAGUGGCUCCUCGGGUCACAAAGGGAGAGCUGGUGCAAGUACCGGAGUUGGCAGAAAGUGUAUUCAUACCGUCUGACGGACAAACUGAACACGGAGGAGCAAAAGCUGGUCUACGGAGGCGAAGUCUGUCUGUGGUCCGAGCAAUCCGACCCCUCGAACCUCGACUCCAACCUCUGGCCCCGUUCUGCAGCAGCAGCAGAGAUCCUGUGGAGCGGCUCUCAGGACGAGAAGGGCGAGUACCGCCCGCUGCUUCAUGCAGCCAAGCGCCUGGUCGCUGUGCGGGAGCGGUUGCACCAGAUGGGUGUCGCAGCCUCGCCCGUCUUCCCAGCCUGGUGUGGCAAGCACUUGGAAGCCUGUCUCGCCUAAUUCCAAUAUUUUUAGCCUAGCCUAUUUUUUUUUUUUUGCU
Molecule: messenger RNA, 2759 nt
Organism: Gamsiella multidivaricata
Lineage: Eukaryota; Fungi; Mortierellomycota; Mortierellomycetes; Mortierellales; Mortierellaceae
Product: glycoside hydrolase superfamily
Exons: 7
Coding region: 341-2719 (792 amino acids)
Biological process (GO): glycosaminoglycan metabolic process; carbohydrate metabolic process
Cellular component (GO): membrane
Molecular function (GO): beta-N-acetylhexosaminidase activity
Source: RefSeq, a predicted model, not a curated record